AUGACUACUGGAAUAGCUGAAUACCAGCUAUUGGAGAACGCGCUCAACAGCUCCAGUACCUUCACGGAAGUCAACAGCGCCAUUGUCGAUGACGUCGCGAUGAGGGCACCGCCGAAAUUUGAGGGCAGAUCGUUCUCGUUCCAGCACCCUCACUUUAUGCCCUCCUUUAUUCUGUACUCGGAAACUCCACCCCUACCUGGCUAUUGGUUCAGUCGGACGGACAUCCCCAAUUCAGCAACAUUCCAUCACCGUGCUCUACACGAAGAAGAGAGAUGUGCCGGUACAGCCUCUAAAAUGGAGGUGGAUGAAGAGAAGUCGCUUAUAUCUUCUGGCGAAUUAGCCAUUGGUGCUGUGAAUAGAGAGGCGUCGUUCAUCCCUUCGGAGGAGCCUGCGUCGUCAACUAACACAGAGCCACAUGUACAAGACGAGAAAGACAAAGCAACGUCAUUAAUUGUAUUCGACGUUAUUGAUACCUUCUCAUCCGGUCGGGUCUCGACUUGGUCUAGUUUACGCCGAGGGCUGUUUUCCCCCCCACACGAGUCGACUCGCGUGUUCUUUAGAAAAACUCAUAGGAGAAAAGGCGCAGGCCCUGAUCUACGGGGCAGUGCGCGUACGCCUGGAAAGGAGUUUGAUCAACCCUCAUCCGAGCCACGCACGCAGCAGGCUACAGUUUCCUUUGAUAGUACUUGUUCAUAUGAUGAAACACGUGGGCCUCAAGCCCAGAGUUCUACUCUCGAUUCUCCUACAGCCAGCAAUUCCGGUCAGCCUGCAAAUUUGCAAGGCCUCGUGAAAAUGGAAACUAGGCCAUUGAGGAGCGAUAGCGAUCUCAAUUCGAAGAACGCCGAGACAAACAAUGGUAAAGACGCACUCUCACCGGCAGGGAAUGCAUCCGACUGGGACGGCUUCAUCUUCCCUUCAAGGGGUGUUUUUCCGUCAUGGGAAGGACUCGGCGAGCUUCUUCAUCAAGUUGUUCCAACUGACCGCUCUUCUCAAGCUCAGCAUGAAGGUGCAUCUUACCUUUCUCGUUUGUCUUCUGCACGAUCUUCGAAGAAACCUUCAGGUAGCCAGCUUGGGGCCUGUGCACUGACGAAGUUUCCGUCCUGGCAUGGACUGGAUAACGGUGUUCAAGUCCUGAAGGAACUGGGCGACGGGCAUACUGCCAUGGGUUACAACUUCCUCUAUAGAGAUGAUGCGGAGGGUCAGUCCCCCCCUGCAGCUAUCUCACCAACCCCAACUAUUCCAGAUUGGAGAGGAUCCAUUCACUCUUCGCAUAAUUCUCUGAGUCAUGGCGAUUUCCCCGUACAUCAUGCUGAAGUUACAGGCGAGUUUCCUGGUCAAAUUGUAACUCCAACGUUGCAGCAGCCUGGUGUACAUCUCAUUGCGGAUGAAGACUGCUGUUGUCUCCGGGGACCCCAUGCCAUUGACUAUGAGGCCGAUAACAAUAGCAACGAUGCUGACGCGCCCAACGCGGUGCCAGUGCACACUCCAGUGCCGACGGAAUAUCAAGCUUCGCUUGCGGCAAUUAACAACGACACCCCGGACAAUUGCUUCCCGCAUCUCAGACAGCCUUCUAAACCAGCGCGUACAGCCCAAACACGACGAGCAAAGGACCGGCCACAGCCUCCGCCGCCUGCUCAACGGCUAAAAGCGGGCAAAGGUGCACUUGCUCGCCAUGGUGAAUACUGGUAUCCCGUGCGCUUAAUUCAGCCGGAGGGUUCCUCGACAGCUGGGAGAACUUGGAGGCUGGUUUGGUGGCGACACUGUGUGUUUGCACAGCCAUCACCGGAUCGCCAUAGAUAUGUUCCGGAGGCAGAGCUAGUGGAUGACCUGUGGGAUGACCGAGAAAGGCGGCGCAAGAUCAGGCUUGGAAAGUGGAGGCAUGCAUCACAGAUUCCUACAGAAGAAGACGUUCUUGCAGAGCCUGAUUCGUACCCAUUCACGGAGGAAAUUGACCGGAUAUUGACUCCGCACAUCCACGUUCUUUCUGCGCUUCUCAACAGUCCUGAAGAAGUUGAUUCCACUAGUGUCCCUGUGCUGCAGUACCUCCGUUCAGAUGCUGGCUCCGAUGGCGCAAAGAGCGUUCAAUCACCCGGCAACAAAUCUCUGGGCAAGCCGACUAAGACGUCGGAAGUGGACUCCAGAUUUCGACAGCAUCCCGCUGUGCGUUCUGGCAUGGUACCGCAUACGGGGGAUCUUGACAUCGUAGAACAAGCUCGAAUUAACAACUGGUUCUAUCUCAAGGUCCCUGGUGCCCGAAAACAGAAGCAUCUGUGGAUUGGUUUUUUCCCUCUUGCACAUGCAAUCACGCUGGUGAUAGCUUCCCGAAAGCGCGACCACUUCACCCAGGUUCCGGAAUUUCGCAGCAUUGGAUCUGCUGCUGAUCAGACUGCUUUCAUUCUGUCACAAGCAUGGGCAUACCAAGUAGCAAUGGCCCAUGGUCCACACGAAGCCAAAGAUGUUGAUCAAGAGGCACUGGAGCUUCUUGAAGGACGAAUGUUUGAGGUAUCACAAGCAGCAGGCAGAGCAGGAUACUACCAGUGGGGACUGGACGCAGGGCAUCAUCAAGAUGACUGGGAGCCGUACAAGGACUUGCGCUCUAUGUGGAACCAUUAUGACGCCGAGUUCAGUGAGUCGGAAUUGCAGACAGGCCCUGAAUACACUGCGUUCGAAGCCCCUCCACCUCCUGCGGAGGCGACGUCACUCAUUCCUGCUAAGCGGCGCCCGGUUCCUGUACCGGCGUACAGAGGGGCAAAGGCUGCGAAGAAGAGGAGAUAG
Sparassis crispa is the source of this 2775-nucleotide messenger RNA. RefSeq lists its product as hypothetical. NCBI's taxonomy places the organism in Eukaryota, Fungi, Basidiomycota, Agaricomycetes, Polyporales, Sparassidaceae. The transcript has 12 exons. Bases 1 to 2775 code for a protein of 924 amino acids. The record is from RefSeq and is a predicted model, not a curated record.